This is a messenger RNA of Solea senegalensis (Senegalese sole), 1375 nucleotides long. RefSeq lists its product as uncharacterized. Lineage: Eukaryota; Metazoa; Chordata; Actinopteri; Pleuronectiformes; Soleidae. The record is from RefSeq and is a predicted model, not a curated record. The coding region runs from base 20 to 913 and encodes 297 amino acids. Gene Ontology annotation, biological process: cell surface receptor signaling pathway. Gene Ontology annotation, molecular function: transmembrane signaling receptor activity. The transcript has 6 exons.
CUCUGUCUUCACAAUCACAAUGGACCCGAAAUGUUUUCUCCUUGUUAUUUCUACACUUGUGCAACAAGUGCUCGUAGAAGUGGUUCCCCAUGAGACGUCGUUUGCAGCUGUAGUGGAGAUGGUGUCAGGAGACUCCAGGAUCUUCAGUGGGGAAGGUUUCCAGCUGAGAUGCAGCGUUCCUGAUGAGCAUAACUCCAAGUGGACUUACCUGUGGUUUAAGGAUGCUGACCAGCUGCCACAGUCUGAGCAGAAGCUAGAUUGGUGGAAAGCCAGGGUUCGAGAUAGUGGGAAAUUUUACUGCCAGGGAGUGAGGGACACUGUGGUGGGAAAAAUACACACCCUCAAAAGUCUGCCUAUGGAGAUCAUCGUCGACGGAGGAUGGGCCUUUCUGCAAGUGCCAAAUCCAGGCUUUGUUAAGGAGACCUUGAAGCUCACGUGUCGCAUUCGAGGCAACCUCCCACUUCAUGAAGUGAUCUUGUACAAGGACGGCGUGGAAAUUAUGAAACAGGAAGGCCGUAACCCACAUUUUUAUCUGAACAACUUGACCCUCGAAGACCAAGGAAUGUACUCUUGCCGUGUGUCCUGGGACAAAGACAGACGCACACACUCUGCAAAUUCAGUUGAUGCUCCAGUGAAGGUGUUAGAGCAUCUGUCAGAGCCAAUUUUGGAGAUUGUGGUAGACAAUAACCCGAGAGCAAAAAACAUGAAACUCAUCUGCCACGUUCAGUACAACGUCCCCGCGCCCGCUCCUCCCGUAAGCUACUACUUCUACAAGGAUGGCGUCAAAAUGGGAACAGCACUGUCUGAGAACCAUACUUUGGUCAGACGGACCCCGGGUCAGUACAGCUGUAAGGCCAGGGUGGCUCAGUUAGGACUCAUCGCAUGGAGUGAACCAAAAGCUCUGGGCAGGUGAUGCAUCCUUAAAGCUGAAUCAACAGCCGUCCAGGCUCCACUGCAGCACCUGCACCUUCAUUCUGAGCAUCAUCCAAAUCUUCAGGUCCUCCAAGCUCUCUGCUUUCUCCAGUCCAUGUCUAUCAACCAAACCCAGUGCUUUAUGUAACGGAUGUAACAAGUGCUUUCAAUUUAGGCCAGAUCAUAAGAUAUAGUUUUGCUCAUGGAGAAUAUAUAUGACAUGGACAACAGAUAAAAAAAGAGUAACAAAACUAUUCUUUAUUGGCAGGAAGCCACUCUUCAAUUGCAACAAAUGAAAAAGUUCAGCUUUGACUGAAUUUAUAUUUCUCUCUAUAUUGGAAUUUACCAGUAAACAACCUCAGUUGUAAACAACAAAAUAAACAAAUGUACAAUAUGAAUGCUGUUCAAAAUGUAAAUAAAACAGAAAAAUAAUAAAGUCCAAAAAUAAAGUCAACUGUCCACA